AUGAAAUAUAAAGGAGAAUGGAUAGGACCGGACUGGAACACAUUGCAAGCGUUUUCAAAAAGAAUGAAUUUCGCUCUUAAAAUAUCUUUUUUUCCUGAUCAUUCCGGAGCUGCGUUUGGACAAGGGUUAAUAAACGGAUCGUACACAGGCGUACUUGCCGAGGUGGUUAACGGCCGAGCAGACGUGGCUUUCAACAGUCGUUUUCUGAACGAUCCUAUGAUCCAAAAGCCGUAUCACUACACCAGAACUAACGGUUUGGAUUACAUAUGUUUUAUCGUGCCGAAAGCCGAAACGUUGACGAGACUGCAAAUACUGUGGAUGACUUUCACCGUUGAAGUUUGGCUGUGUGUGGCUGUCACGUAUGCGUUGAUGAUCAAGUCUUUUCAGCUUUUCAACAAAUUUAAUUUGUCUGGUGAACGAAAAAUAUCUGAUCCGUUUAUGACUAGCCUACAGAUAGUUUUGGGUAUGGGCGCAUCAAUGGUGACCAAGUUGAGCACAGAAACUAGUCACAAAGAUAUCGACACAUUGGAGGAACUCGAUAAGAGUGGAAUGGAAAUUCGAACUUCGUUACGUUAUGUUCGGGAUGCUUUGGCAUCAAAUUCACAUACGAAAUCUCUUGCAAAUAAAAUAGAUUUAGAAAAAGAUAGAGUAGGUUAUAUUACAUCAAGAUUUGUUUUUAUCGCAAGAAUCAUGAAUUUAAGUGUCUCAAAGUAUUCAAAUUUUAUUGCCCAUUUUCAACACGAAGGUGUUGCAUUACACGUAGUCAGGGAAUGCCCACUAAAAUAUUAUUUGACUUAUGCAGUUGCAACUAACUUUCCGUUUUUGGACGAGCUAAAUGAUCUUCUAACACGUUUUCAAGAAUUUGGAAUAACUUACAAGUGGAAAACAGAAAUUCAAAAGUUAGAACUAGUUUAUUAUAAGCCAUUAAAUUCCAACACAUCAAAAGGUUUAAAAGCGUAUUCAUUGAAUGAUUUAUGGUUUGCUUUUGUGUUUUUAUUUAUUGGCUAUAUAUUGUCAAUGAUUGCACUGAUGUUAGAAUUUAUUUUCAAAAAAUUUAAAACAUAA
Molecule: messenger RNA, 1065 nt
Organism: Diuraphis noxia (Russian wheat aphid)
Lineage: Eukaryota; Metazoa; Arthropoda; Insecta; Hemiptera; Aphididae
Source: RefSeq, a predicted model, not a curated record